Molecule: messenger RNA, 840 nt
Organism: Lathyrus sativus (Indian pea)
Lineage: Eukaryota; Viridiplantae; Streptophyta; Magnoliopsida; Fabales; Fabaceae
Source: the annotation of a GenBank genome assembly
AUGCCGCCAAACCCUGCGGAGUUGAAACAAGCGGAGCUCUUGAGAAAUGACGGAAACAAUUACUUCAAGAAAAGCCGUUUCGGAGCAGCAAUCGAUGCUUACACUCAGGCAAUAACGUGUUGCCCUAAUAUUCCGAUAUAUUAUACGAAUCGUGCUCUGUGCCAUCUCAAGCGCAAUGAAUGGGAGAGGGUUGAAGAAGACUCUAGAAGAGCAAUUCAGCUGGACAGCAAUUCGGUCAAGGCGCACUAUAUGUUGGGACUUGCGUUGCUGCAGAAACAAGAACUUCCGAAAGGAAUCAGGGAAUUGGAAAAGGCUUUGAAUCUUGGGAGAGGUGCCAAUCCACAAGGUUAUAUGGUAGAAGACAUAUGGCAAGAGCUUGCGAAAGCAAAAUACGAAGAGUGGGAACGUGCCUCAUCCCAGCGAUCUUGGGAAUUGCAGAACUUGAAAGAAGCCUGUGUGUCUGCUCUAAAGGAAACAAAUUUUAUUGGAGACAUCUCUGAAUCAGAAGGAUUUCUAGAUGAUGCUACUACCUCACAUUUGAAACGUUUGGAGGCUGUUGAAAGAGUUUUCAAUAAAGCUGCAGAAGACGACAUACCAGCUGAGAUUCCAGAUCAUCUAUGCUGUAGAAUAACACUUGAUAUUUUUCAUGAUCCUGUAAUCACUCCGAGUGGACUUACAUAUGAGAGGGCAGUGCUUCUUGAUCAUCUUCAGAAGGUAGGUGGUUUUGAUCCAAUCACAAGGGAACAACUUGAUCCAUCACAACUAGUACCAAACUUGGCCAUUAAGGAAGCAGUCCAUGAGUUCUUGGACAAACAUGGGUGGGCUUACAAGAUGGAUUAA